Molecule: messenger RNA, 683 nt
Organism: Zingiber officinale
Lineage: Eukaryota; Viridiplantae; Streptophyta; Magnoliopsida; Zingiberales; Zingiberaceae
Exons: 1
Coding region: 182-583 (133 amino acids)
Source: RefSeq, a predicted model, not a curated record
AAGAAGGUCACGUUCCACUUCCCAACGCAGCCUCUAAUUUAAAAAAAAAUAGUUUUUUUUUUAAAGAAAGGAGGAGUUGCGAUCUGAUACAUCCAAGCUUUAUAUAUUAGAGUUUCACUGAUACUGUUUGCUCCCAGCUCCUUUUUUGUUCCCCAGUCCUGGUCCCUGUCUCUUUCUCGCCAUGGCUAAUACAAACAUGGUUUGCUCCAUGUGCGGCGAUGUCGGCUUCGCCGAUAAGCUCUUCCUCUGCAUACGCUGCAACUACCGGUUCCAGCACUCGUACUGCACCAACUACUACGAGGAGGCGGCUCUGGCCUCCCCCGCCGUCUGCGACUGGUGCAUAUGCGAAAGCAGGAGCGCAAGUGAAGCCAAGCGCGUCUCCUCCCUUCUCUACUCGAAGAAGCCAACGGCGGCCGGCAGAGAUCACUCUACUGGUAGCAGCGGCUCCGGCGCCGGCGACAGCAAGCUCAAGCAAAGCAGUGAGCAGGAACAAAUCCGCGGCCGCAGCAAGUCCGGCGCCACCGCUGCUUCUUCCAAACCUACUGCCCGCCGGUACAAACUACUCAAGGAUGUUUUGUGCUGAUCAUACAAGUAAUAGGGCUUUGCUUAAUUAUGAUAUAUGUAUAUAUAAAUGUAGUCUCUGUCUGUAAUUAAUGAUAUAGACGAUGUGCUAAUUUGCUACA